Molecule: messenger RNA, 1296 nt
Organism: Scheffersomyces amazonensis
Lineage: Eukaryota; Fungi; Ascomycota; Pichiomycetes; Serinales; Debaryomycetaceae
Gene: OGG1
Product: 8-oxoguanine glycosylase
Exons: 1
Coding region: 52-1110 (352 amino acids)
Biological process (GO): base-excision repair, AP site formation; base-excision repair; nucleotide-excision repair
Cellular component (GO): nucleus
Molecular function (GO): 8-oxo-7,8-dihydroguanine DNA N-glycosylase activity; damaged DNA binding
Source: RefSeq, a predicted model, not a curated record
UAUAACCUUAACUAAGGAACCACUAAGACUAUAAUAUCGUGAAAUAGAGUUAUGACUGUUGAUAUCCUUUGGAGGAGUAUUCCUAUUAAUGAAGUCGAGUUGAGUUUGGCCAAAGUUUUACGAUGUGGACAGACCUUCCGAUGGAAAAAUAUCAAUAAUAUAUGGUCAUUUGCCUUACAAGAUCGGAUAGUUUUACUUAAACAACAAGAACAAAGUAUAGAAUAUUCACAUAUAAUGCAAGAAGAUUUGGAAGGGAAGAAACCUAGUCAUGUAUUGGAAAAGGAAACUUAUACUUUUAUUCAUGAUUAUUUUAAUUUAAAUACUAAUCUUGAUAAUUUAUACAAGAGCUGGAUCAAAUUUCAUCAACCAUUCAACAAGAAGAAUUCCAAGAUAAGUCCAUUUACUGAAUUCCAGGGAAUUAGAAUUAUUAGACAAGAUCCUUGGGAAUGUCUUAUUAGUUUUAUCUGUUCAUCAAACAAUAAUGUUAAGAGAAUAUCUAAGAUGUGUGAUAAUCUCUGUACUCACUUUGGAGACUAUAUCAAUGAAUAUAAUGGAAUAAAGUACUAUUCAUUUCCUACAGCUGAAAAGCUUGCAUCAUUGCCUAAUGUGGAACAACUGCUUCGAACUUUAGGAUUUGGUUAUCGAGCCAAAUAUAUCUAUGAUACAGCUAAGAAGUUAACCGAUAAUGAUAAGUUUCCAGGUAUUACUAUUGAGAAAUUGAAUGAUUUACGUAAUCAAGACUAUGAGACGAGUCAUAAUUUCUUAUUACAAUUGACCGGAGUUGGUCCUAAGGUAGCAGAUUGUAUCUGUUUGAUGGCAUUAGAUAAGCAUGAUGUUGUUCCAGUAGAUACUCAUGUAUAUCAGAUAGCCGUUAGAGAUUAUAAAUUUAAAGGUAAGAAAGAUAUGAAAACCAUGAAUAAGGCAACCUAUGUUGCCAUAGGAGAGUUUUUCAAGGAAUUGUAUGGGCCCUAUGCUGGUUGGGCUCAGUCGGUGUUAUUUGCAUCUGAUCUCACUGACUUAAAAAAUGGAACCAAUAUAUUAGAUCAAGAGUUAUCUUCCACAAUAGUUAAAGAAGAAAGUCCAAAAAAGAGGGUUAAACUAGAGGCGUAGAUCGUAUACUAGUUAUUAAUUUUUAUAUAGUCAAUAUAGAUCAUUAACUAAAGUGGUCCCAAUGUCUUAUUAUGCAUGCCUUAUUUGUAUUGCAGCUGUUCUUGAUUUCUGCCGUGUAGCUUUUUUGCCGGUGCAUCUUUUUUUUUUUUGAGCCUACUUUUUGCAUCCUUACUUAAUUAUAGUUAA